UCGUGGUUGCUGAGAGCCCCGGUUGAUUCACCCUGGGUUCAGUCAGAAGCGGCCUCCCCUGGGACCAGGUCUCUGGCCCCUCCCAAGGACCAUGCCACAGUCCCACUGACCCCGGAGCAGGGGCCUGAGGGCAGGACACCCGGAAUGGGCUGUGUGUUCUGCAAGAAGUCGGAGCCAGGGCUCAAGGAGGAUGCUGGCCUAGAAGGGGACUUCAGGGACCACGGGGCUGCAGACCGCUAUGGCCCUGACCCUACUCAGGCCCGGUCUGUGUCCUCCUUUGCUCACAUCCCCAACUACAACAACUUCUCUCAGUCCACCAGCCCGGCCUUCCUCGAUGGGAGCAACAUCAGGGGCGUCUCAGGGGCUGGGGUGACCCUGUUCAUCGCUCUGUAUGACUAUGAGGCCCGGACAGAAGAUGACCUCACCUUCACCAAAGGCGAGAAGUUUCACAUCUUGAACAAUACUGAGGGUGACUGGUGGGAGGCUCGGUCCCUCAGCUCCGGACAGACUGGCUAUGUUCCCAGCAACUACGUGGCCCCUGUGGACUCCAUCCAGGCUGAAGAGUGGUAUUUUGGAAAGAUCGGGAGGAAGGAUGCUGAGAGGCAGUUGCUCUCUUCAGGCAACUCCCAGGGAGCCUUCCUCAUUCGAGAGAGCGAGACCACCAAAGGUGCCUACUCCCUGUCUAUCCUGGAUUGGGACCAGACCAGAGGCGAUCAUGUGAAGCAUUACAAGAUCCGCAAGCUGGACACGGGUGGCUACUACAUCACCACGAGGGCCCAGUUCGACUCGGUGCGGGAGCUGGUGCAGCAUUAUAUGGAGGUCAACGAUGGGCUGUGCCACCUGCUCACCGCUGCCUGCACCACCGUGAAGCCGCAGACGCUGGGUCUGGCCAAGGACGCCUGGGAGAUCAGCCGGGACUCCAUUGCCCUGGAGCGCAGACUGGGCACCGGCUGCUUCGGGGACGUGUGGCUGGGCACAUGGAACGGCACCACGAAGGUGGCAGUGAAAACCCUGAAGCCGGGCACCAUGGCCCCGAAGGCCUUCCUGGAUGAGGCGCAGAUCAUGAAGAUGUUGCGCCACGACAAGCUGGUGCAGCUGUACGCGGUGGUGUCUGAGGAGCCCAUCUACAUCGUGACGGAGUUCAUGAGCCAUGGAAGCUUGCUGGACUUCCUCAAGGGCCAGGAGGGCCAGAGUUUGAGUUUGCCCCACUUGGUGGACAUGGCAGCCCAGGUUGCCGCUGGCAUGGCCUACAUGGAGCGCAUGAACUACAUCCACCGUGACCUGAGAGCAGCCAACAUCCUGGUGGGGGAGCGCCUGGUGUGCAAGAUCGCGGACUUCGGGCUGGCCCGGCUCAUCGAGGAUAAUGAGUACAACCCCCAGCAAGGAGCCAAGUUCCCCAUCAAGUGGACAGCCCCAGAAGCUGCCCUCUUUGGCAGAUUCACCAUCAAGUCAGAUGUGUGGUCUUUUGGGAUCCUGCUCACUGAACUCAUCAGCAAGGGCCGAGUUCCCUACCCAGGCAUGAAUAACCGGGAGGUGUUGGAGCAGGUGGAACAUGGCUACCACAUGCCGUGCCUGCCGACCUGCCCCGCGUCGCUAUAUGAAGUCAUGGAGCAGGCCUGGCGUCUGGACCCAGAGGAGAGGCCGACCUUCGAGUACCUGCAGUCCUUCCUGGAGGACUUCUUCACCUCCACAGAACCCCAGUACCAGCCUGGAGAUCAGACAUAGCUGACUUGGAUACCAACCCCCCACGCUGGGGGAUGUGCCCACAAGCCCCCUCAAUCCUUGGGGCUCUGGCCCCACCCAAAGCCCCCCAGGCUUAGAAGCCUACAGAGCUCUGCGUGUCUCGGCAAGCAGGUUGCUCUGACUCCAUCUAGGGCAAAGCACUCAUCUUAAAGAUGGAGCAAACAGAGGCCCAGAGAUCAUUACUUAUUCACUCUGGCCCCAAGCACUCUCUCUCCCCUUCUCACUUAGCCUCCUACAAGCCUCUAGCCUCCCUGCUCCUCCCCCCCCAAGACUUUUCGAGUUAUUUAUAAAACCCUAUGUCCAUUCCUUCCUACCCCAUUAUCUACCCUGAGCCAGACCCCCAGAUUUACCUCCUAUUCAAUCCUCUUGUGUCUGUAAGUUUCAAAGACAAAGAAAUCAUUGAUGGGCCCGUUUCUUGCUGGGUGGAAGCCAUGGUGCAGGACUGGGGUCUAAGCCCGAGACUGUGGGAGACUGUUGCUCAGGGGUUACCACCUCUGAAUCAUGUGUGUUUACUGGAUUUGUAAAUAAGAAAAAUAACAAUAUCGAAGCUUUGAAAAUCCCUUCCUUUAUGGGAGUUGGUGAUGGGUGGAGGAAGACUGCUCUGUUAGAGCAGAAAGGGAAGGUAAAACAGUACCCUAAUGCCUCCUAAGCACAGGGUACCCCAAGUGUGGGUUUUUUCAAUCUCAAUUAUUUCUUUAUUUUAUGCACUGAAUAAAAAUUCUAGCAUGUUAAGA
Messenger RNA from Condylura cristata (star-nosed mole), 2477 nucleotides. It is a transcript of the gene FGR, whose product is annotated as FGR proto-oncogene, Src family tyrosine kinase. Bases 145 to 1725 code for a protein of 526 amino acids. The transcript has 13 exons. Lineage: Eukaryota; Metazoa; Chordata; Mammalia; Eulipotyphla; Talpidae. Gene Ontology annotation, biological process: innate immune response; cell surface receptor protein tyrosine kinase signaling pathway; integrin-mediated signaling pathway. Gene Ontology annotation, cellular component: extrinsic component of cytoplasmic side of plasma membrane. The record is from RefSeq and is a predicted model, not a curated record. Gene Ontology annotation, molecular function: signaling receptor binding; non-membrane spanning protein tyrosine kinase activity; ATP binding.